Neltuma alba is the source of this 3590-nucleotide messenger RNA. Its product is annotated as transcription elongation regulator 1. Bases 180 to 3182 code for a protein of 1000 amino acids. Lineage: Eukaryota; Viridiplantae; Streptophyta; Magnoliopsida; Fabales; Fabaceae. The transcript has 12 exons. The record is from RefSeq and is a predicted model, not a curated record.
CUAGGCCCCACGGCGACUCUGUGAACCCUCGUCCUCCUAAAAUUCCUUCUCCGACGUCCGUUCUUCUCAUUCCCUUCCGCUCUCUGGCCCCGCGAACUCUUCCCUGCGGUCCAAAUCUACAUACCUCAUAAUCUCGAAAUCGAAUUCCUCCAGCUCAGAGCUACAAGAGAAGGCCCUUCAUGGACUCCUUCCAGCAGCCUCACGGUUACAUGAGGCCACAGCCACCUCCGCUCCACACGCCGGAUCCCAACCACUCUCAGUUUCAUCAACAUAAUCAGAUACAACCACCGAGGCAACCGGCCCCUCCUCAAGGCCCUUGGUUCUCCAACCAAUUUCAGUACCACCCGUCUCAGACUCCUUCACCUCCACCACAGUGGGCCCCACCACCACCUCCUCCUCCUCCUCCUCCUCACCCCGACCAUUUUCCUCUGACGGGUUCGUACAUUCCCCACUCUAAUACUUAUCCCCCUCCCCCUUCCUACCAUCUCGGCCAGUUCGCUCCACCUCCGCCCCCUGCUCGCUCCCAUGUGUCUCCUCAGUUCCCUCCUUACACCCACAUUCCUCAGCAUUAUCCUCAGGAAUGGAGCACUCCUAACUGGCCUCCCAACCAAAGCUGGGAUUAUCCAGCGCAUAAGAACGAAGAAGACUGGGCUGCCAGAGCCAGAGCAUGGGCAGAUGCUAAGGCUGCCAUGGAAAGCCAGCAUCAGCAUUCGCAAUCACAAUUUUCACCUGCUGGAAGAUCACAGGAGCAAAGCCAUUAUCAUGAUCAGUAUCAACAACCUGUUGACUCACGUUAUCCUGAUAUUCAAAACCACUCUCAUCCUUCAUCUGGCUAUCCACAAUUUUCCUCUUCAGAUGCAUCCAUGCAACGCCGCCUUCCAGGACAUCAGGAGGAGCAUGCAUCUGUCAGUUCAGAGGCACCCUAUGCAUCAGAUGGACAUUUGUCAUACAAUUCUAGAGAUGGAACCACUACUGGAGAUCCAACUGUUGCGUUUCAGCACCAAGGAAACCUACCUACGAACACAUCAGUUCACCAGCAGGAGGUACCUUCUAGUUAUAGUUCUGUUGCAGGUAAUGGAACUGAUCAUCAGAGUCAGCAAUCAUACACAUCGAUGCAUUUGUCAAGUUUGUCAUCCCAGGAACAACAUCAUGUGCAGCCAUCAGUGCAAGCACCCUUUGCAUCUGGUAGCCAUUCAGUGGACCCAGCUAUCAGUCUUGCUGAUCAGCCUCUAGAUUUUACACCUAGGUUUAAUCGUGAUGGUGACCUACAAAUGCAAUCAACUUAUGGUCAUCAUGAUCCAGCUACUUCUAUCAGAGGCGUUGAUCCUGUAAGUGGAGUGCCUUCAAUCAAUAAUUGGGCUCCUCCAGUGGCACCUGGUGUUGUUUAUCCACCCAUAUCUCCAGUUCUUGCCUCAGGGCCACAGCAUGACCCUUCUAUUACCGCACCUCCUGUUCCUGGGCAUGUGGCACCGCCAUUUGGAAGGUUUCCUGGAUCUGGCCUCCCUCCUCCAAUUCCACCAGGUGCUGCACCUUUUGCCCUAAGUGCGGGAACUACAAUACAUCCCACAUCAGCUUUCUCUGUCGAUGCUUAUGGGGUCUCUGGUGUUCCAGAACGUCCUAAAAAGGCCUCAGUACCUAAUUGGCUUAGAGAGGAAAUAAAGAAAGCUGUUAUUGCUACUCCUUCUGCUGAGCACCCUAAGGAGGAAUCAAAAUUCAUGAAUGAUGGUGUUGAUAAGUCAUAUACAAAGGGUGACGAGCAAGAUAGCAAAAGCAUUGAUUCUUCUAAAUCAGCCGAGGAGGAGGAGGAAGAUGAAGAGGAUGAUGUUGAAGCUGUUCGAACUGCUGCCAUUAACCAGGAAAUAAAACGCGUGUUAACUGAAGUUCUUUUGAAGGUAACUGAUGAGCUUUUUGAUGAAAUUGCAACUAAAGUUCUUAGGGAAGAUGAUCUGACUUCUGAAGUGGCUUCAAACCAUAAGGCAUCAGCAUCCCCGCCCUCAGUUCCAGUUCAUAAGGCAUCCGCAAAGGUUCUAGUUCCAGUUAAAGUCAAAGAACCUGAACACGAUGCUGACAAUGAAAAAUCUAAUUCCAGCUCUCCAGGAGAUGUUUUAGGUCUUGGGAACUAUGCUUCUGAUGCUGAGGAUGAAGAUAAUGAAAUGGAUAGUUCGAGUGUGCUGCCUUUAAAAGAUGGUCAUCAGGCUGGCAUUAAGAAUUCAUUGAAAGAUGUGCAUGAUGUACCUACUAAUAGCAGUUCACUGUUGAAACUUGAUGAAAAUGGCAGAAGUCAAACAAAUUUGGCGAUUAAUUUGGGCAAAACUAGCAAUGGUGUGGCUAUUGCAGAGUUGCAUGACGAGAAGGUGACAAAAAAAUUAGAUCAUCUACGAGCUUCCAAGAAUGUUCCCGAAGAUAGGAAGAAUGAGCUUAAUGCUUUUGAAAGAAAGCAUGAUAGGACUAAUGGAAAGGCUACUGGUGCUGAAAAAGCAACAGAAGAUCCUCAAGUUAGGGAAAACAGAAAAAGAAUGGAAAAAGCUGAUGGACAUGGCCAGAAUUCUUCAGUGGACUUUGCUAAGGAUGUACAAAGUAGUAAGGCUAAGGUAGAUGAAAAAGUUAAUGAGGAUCAUAGAAGAAAGGAUGAAAGACAUCAGAAAAGGGAAAAAGCAGAUGGCAGCAAUGAGGUAAAAGAAAGGAGGAAGGAUGACAGUGCAAGGCAUGGGGAGAAGACUAGGGAUUCUGAGUCAAGGAAGAAGUCCUCAGUUGCAGAUGCCAAGGGAGACAACAAGGAAGCAGAAAAAAGCCGCAGAGGUAGUUCCAUGGAAGAAACUAGCCGAAGAAAGGAACAUUCAAGGGAUAAGGGGGAACACAAAUCAAGACACAAAGAGUCAAGCAAGUCUGACAGGCAUAAAAGGAAACGUUCAUCAUCAGUAAGCAGUAGAGGUAGAAGCAGCAGAGACCAGGCGGUUAAUCGCACGAGUGAGUCAAGUGAUGAAGGCUCAGAUGGCUCAAAAAGGAAGCCACAUGCCAGAAAACGAGACUUGUCACCAUCUCCUGUCAGGUCUAGAAGAAGACAAGUUUCGCGGUCUCCUCAUAGCAAGCAUUCUCAGCGCAGGCAUUCUCCCUAUUCUUCUCUUGAUACUUCCAGGGGAAGGAGAUCAAGAUCCAGAUCACCUGGUCGACGGCAUCGAUGAUUAGCCAGAAAUACCUGAAUGAAGAGGACGGAGAUGGUUGCAUCAACGAAAUUCAGAUGAAAGGACAGACAAUUGGAGGGUGUGGGCGUGAAGUCCGAAGGUCGUGUGUGAGAAAGAAUAUCAGUGAGGUUUCACGAGUAGCACGAUUUUUGUAAGUCAGAUACAUCCAUACCCCGUUAUUUUAUUGGGUUCUGCCCUUCUCAAGGGAGAAAUACAUAGUGGAAACGGUGAUAGGAAUGUCUUUUCGCUUUGGUGGCAAGGUUUUGAUGUAAAGAAAGGGAAAAAAAAUCUAUGGUCUCUAGUAUCUCCCAUCUUGUUUGCUGGAAGUCUGUUUGUAUGUAGCCAUGUCAAUGUCCUGGUUUUGGCGACAUAUGCAAUAGAGGGCAAUGAAAUUUGAUUCUGAAUGUA